AGCAACCUAAAAAAACCCCUUUUUAACAUUUUCCCCUCAUCUCCCCUAAAACCUCCUCAUCCCCUCUUCAAUGGCGAAAACGGAGGGUCAGAACCCUAAAUCAUCAGGAGUUACAUCCCUUAAAACACACUCCAAUGUCUUUCGAAAAAGUGAUCAUCAAGACAAGAAGAAGAAAAAGCCUGGUUUCUUAGUAAGUUCAAAAGCAGAGUUAACGCGCAAAGAAAAACACAAGAAAAAAGCCAAAUCAGGAGGGUUUGAAUCCUUAAACUUAAGUUAUAAUGUCUAUAAAGCAAUCAAAAGAAAAGGAUAUACAGUUCCAACCCCAAUUCAACGUAAAACUAUGCCUAUUAUCUUUGCUGGGGCUGAUGUUGUUGCUAUGGCGCGUACUGGGUCUGGAAAAACUGCUGCUUUUCUUAUCCCUAUGCUUGAAAAAUUGAAGCAGCAUGUUCCUCAAGCUGGUGUUAGGGCUUUGAUUUUGUCUCCUACCAGAGAUUUGGCACUUCAGACUUUGAAGUUUACUCAGGAACUGGGUCGUUUUACAGAUCUUCGUACGAGUCUUUUAGUUGGUGGGGAUUCAAUGGAAAGUCAGUUCGAAGAUUUGGCUCAGAGUCCAGACAUUAUUAUUGCCACACCGGGUAGACUGAUGCAUCAUUUGUCUGAGGUGGAUGAUUUAUCGCUUCGAACUGUGGAAUAUGUGGUCUUUGAUGAAGCUGAUUCAUUGUUUGACAUGGGUUUUGCCGAGCAAUUGCAUUCAAUUCUGACUCAGUUGAGUGAGAGUCGGCAGACUUUGCUUUUUAGUGCUACUAUGCCAAGUGCUUUGGAACAGUUUGCUCGGGCUGGUUUGCGGGAUCCUCAGCUUGUACGCUUGGAUGUGGAGAGUAAAAUUAGUGCUGAUUGUAAGCUCACCUUUUUCACCUUGAGGCCGGAAGAGAAACUUGCAGCCCUUGUGUAUUUGGUAAGGGAAGUAAUCAGGCCUGAGGAGCAAAUGUUGAUCUUUGUUUCCACUAAACACCAUACAGAGUUCUUAAAAUCAUUGCUUGCACAAGAGGGUAUUGAAUCCGCUAUAUGCUAUGGUGAUAUGGAUCCAGAAGCUCGUAAAAUCAACUUAUCGAGGUUUCGAUCAGGGAAAACGAGACUGCUAAUUGUUACAGAUGUUGCUUCUAGAGGCAUUGACAUUCCUUUGUUGGACAACGUAAUUAUUUGGGACUACCCUCCAAGACCUAAAAUAUUUGUACAUCGUGUUGGUAGAGUUGCGAGGAAUGGUCGCACUGGCACUGCUUACUCUCUCGUGACGUUUGAGGAUAUGCCUUACUUUUUGGACCUUCAUCUAUUUCUGUCGAAACCUUUUAGGCCUGCUCCGACAGAAGAGAAGCUUCUGAAAGAUAUGGAUGGUGUUAUGGCUGAGAUUGAUCUAGCUAUGGCCAAUGGAGUGACUGUGUAUGGGCGGUUUCCUCAAACUGUUUUAGAUCUUCUUCAAGAUAAACUUAGGGAUCUCAUAGACUCAUCUGCCGAUUUAACUGCUUUACAAAAAACUUCAAGAAAUGCAUAUCGUGAGUAUUUAAAGACAAAGCCCUUGCCGUCAAAGCAAUCAAUUCGGAGAGUUAAGGACUUGCCUCGCGAAGGCUUGCACCCGAUGUUUAAAGGGGUGUUAGGAGGCAAUGAGCUAACCGCUUUAGCGUUCACUGAACGCUUAAAAUCUUUUAGACCGAAGCAGACAAUCUUGGAAGCUGAAGGUCAUGCUGCCAUGUCAAAGCAUCUUAAAGGUUCUUCUAGUCAAUGGGUUGAUGUGAUGAAGAAGAAGAGGGAAGUUCAUGAGCAUAUUAUUAACCAGGUGCAACAGAAAUCCUCCGCUGACAAGGAAGUUAAGGAAUCCGAACCUGAGAUAAAUUUUGUCAAGACAACGAAGAAAAAAGAAACUUCUGGUUCAAAAAGAAAAGCAGUGAGCUUCAAGAAUGAGGAGUUUUUCAUCAGUCCAGUGCCAACAAACCAGUAUUCGGAGGCUGGACUCUCAGUGCGAAGUGAUGGCUUUGGAAUGAAUAGGUUGGAUUCAGCUGUAAUGGAUUUAGUUGCAGAUGAUAAGGUGGGCAUGCAGAAACAAAAAAAUGUCUAUCACUGGGAUAAGAAAAGCAAAAAGUAUGUCAAGCUUAAUAACGGCGAUCGUGUAACUGCCAGUGGAAAGAUUAAAACUGAAGGAGGGAAGAAAGUGAAGGCUAAAAAAACUGGUAUUUACAAAAAAUGGAAAGCAAGUACGCACAAUAAAAUUGCUAACAAAGGAGCUGAUGAUGGACACGUUGGAGUAUCAGGCUCAGCAGUUGGUCGAUUUAAGAGAGGAUUCAAAGGACGAUACCAACAACGAUCCAUUCCGAAUGCACACGUGCCUUCAGAAAUCAAAGACCUUGAACAAGUGCGUAAAGAGAGACAAAAGAAGGCAAGCCAGCAAUCGGCAAUGAAAAACAAAAAAUCAAAACGGGGAAGCAAAUUUGGUAAAAGCGGCAAGAAAAGAAAGGCCAAGUAGAAGCCAUUGAAGUCGUAAAUUAUCGUACUUAACCUCUCGAUUUUUUGACCUUACAAAGCGAUCUUGUUAUCAAAAUGAUACAGUUUAGUUUUAUUAUCUCUAUUAUUAUGCCCCAAACUGGAUACUUUUGAACAUGCCCCUAAUGGUGUAUUAUGAAAGGAUUAUUUUUACCAAAA
Molecule: messenger RNA, 2691 nt
Organism: Amaranthus tricolor (Joseph's coat)
Lineage: Eukaryota; Viridiplantae; Streptophyta; Magnoliopsida; Caryophyllales; Amaranthaceae
Product: putative DEAD-box ATP-dependent RNA helicase 29
Exons: 11
Coding region: 71-2515 (814 amino acids)
Cellular component (GO): nucleus
Molecular function (GO): RNA helicase activity; RNA binding; ATP binding
Source: RefSeq, a predicted model, not a curated record